Messenger RNA from Telopea speciosissima, 857 nucleotides. RefSeq names its product homogentisate phytyltransferase 1, chloroplastic-like. Gene Ontology annotation, molecular function: transferase activity, transferring alkyl or aryl (other than methyl) groups. The transcript is spliced from 6 exons. Bases 111 to 857 code for a protein of 248 amino acids. The record is from RefSeq and is a predicted model, not a curated record. Lineage: Eukaryota; Viridiplantae; Streptophyta; Magnoliopsida; Proteales; Proteaceae. Gene Ontology annotation, cellular component: membrane.
UGCGUGCGAUACAAUGUUUUGAGCUUUCUCAGACUCAGUCGAGUUUAUGAGUGAAUGAAUGUGGUGGCUUUGAAGCCCAUUAGCAGUUCUCUACAUUAGCUUGAGAAACUAUGGAUUCUCUAAUUCGUGGGUCGUUUACUAUACCUUCCUGUCUUCAGUGUUCUCCUGCGGGAUUAUCUGCCAUAACAAAAGGUCGCCAUGUACCAGUUCAAUUUUCAAAUCAAAGAUCAUGGACCAGCCUGAAAGCAUACAACUGUGAAAAAUUGGAAGGAUAUCUGAUGAACCAUUACGUUAGAAGCAUUGGAUUAAAGUCAGCAUCUUAUCAGAAAUAUGACAAGAAGUAUGUUGUGAAUGCCACCUCCGGACACUCUGUAGAAUCUGAGCCCGAGGCUUAUAAUCCCAAGGACAUUUGGGAAUCUAUAAAAACUGCCUUAAAUGUUUUCUACCGGUUUUCUCGGCCCCACACAGUUAUAGGCACAACGAUGAGCAUAAUCUCAGUUUCUCUACUUGCUGUCAAGAGCUGGUCAGAUUUCUCUCCAUUAUUUUUCACUGGGUUACUGGAGGCAAUAGUUGCUGCACUUUUCAUGAAUGUUUACAUUGUUGGUUUAAACCAACUGUUUGACAUAGCGAUAGACAAGGUUAACAAGCCAUAUCUUCCACUUGCAUCUGGAGAAUAUUCUGUUUGGAUGGGUGCCACAAUCGUUAUUUCUUUUGCUAUUAUGAGUUUUUGGCUUGGAUAUGUUGUUGGUUCUUGGCCAUUGUUUUGGGCCCUUUUCAUCAGCUUUUUACUCGGAACUGCAUAUUCAAUCAACGUGAGUUUCUUCCCCCUUUUCCCCCCUUCCCUAAGGCUAAUCUAA